Merops nubicus (carmine bee-eater) is the source of this 636-nucleotide messenger RNA. Its product is annotated as tyrosine 3-monooxygenase-like. The record is from RefSeq and is a predicted model, not a curated record. Gene Ontology annotation, biological process: dopamine biosynthetic process from tyrosine. Gene Ontology annotation, molecular function: iron ion binding; tyrosine 3-monooxygenase activity. NCBI's taxonomy places the organism in Eukaryota, Metazoa, Chordata, Aves, Coraciiformes, Meropidae. Gene Ontology annotation, cellular component: cytoplasm; axon; perikaryon.
GAGAGAAGUCUACAGGAAGCUGCGCAGCCUUUACCCUACUCAUGCCUGUACACAGUACCUGGAUGCUUUUCAGCAGCUGGAGAAAUACUGUGGCUAUCAAGAGGACAACAUACCUCAACUUCAGGAUGUCUCCAGAUUUUUAAAAGAGAGAACAGGUUUCCAGCUGAGACCAGCUGCAGGACUCCUGUCUGCUCGUGACUUCCUUGCCAGCCUGGCAUUUUGUGUGUUCCAGACCACACUGUACAUAAGGCAUUUCUCUUCUCCUAUGCAUUCUCCAGAACCAGACUGCUGCCAUGAGUUAUUGGGUCAUGUUCCCAUGCUGGCUGACAAGGAUUUUGCCCAAUUCUCACAGGAUAUUGGACUGGCUUCUCUUGGAUCAUCUGAAGCAGAGAUUGAGAAACUGGCCACACUUUACUGGUUCACUGUGGAGUUUGUCUGCAAGCAAAAUGGAUCAAUCAAAGCUUACGGUGCAGGACUGCUUUCGUCUUAUGGGGAGCUUAUGUACGCUUUAUCAAACAAGCCAGAGUACAAGCCUUUUGAUCCAGAAGUGACUGCAGUUCACCCCUAUCAGGAUCAAGCCUUUCAGCCAGUCUAUUUCAUAGCAGAAAGUUUGGAAGAUGCCAAGGCCAAGCUUCA